CAUGGAGAAUAAAGAAACCCUCAGGGGGCUGCAAAAGAUGGAUGACCGCCCAGAAGAGCGCAUGAUCAGGGAGAAACUCAAGGCAACGUGUAUGCCAGCCUGGAAGCAUGAAUGGCUGGAAAGAAGAAGCAGGAGAGGUCCUGUGGUGGUGAAACCUAUCCCUGCUAAAGGAGAUGGAUCAGACAUGAACAAACUCUCUCUAGAACCUCAAGCUGAAGGACAAAGUACUGCUUCUUCACCUACACAGAAAGGAAGACGUAGUCCUUCUCCUAGUAGCUCCUCUUCAUCUUCAUCUAGGACGGUUAAAUCUGAAUCACCAGGUGUUAGAAGAAAAAGGGUAUCUCCAGUACCUUUUCAGAGUGGACGAAUAACACCACCUCGACGAGCCCCAUCUCCAGAUGGCUUCUCUCCAUACAGCCCUGAGGAAACAAAUCGUCGUGUCAACAAAGUUAUGCGAGCCAGGCUCUACUUGCUGCAGCAGAUUGGACCUAACUCUUUCUUAAUUGGAGGAGACAGCCCUGAUAACAAAUACAGAGUGUUUAUUGGGCCUCAGACUUGUAGCUGUGGCCGUGGGACGUUUUGUAUUCAUCUGCUGUUUGUUAUGCUGCGGGUGUUCCAGCUUGAACCCUCAGACCCAAUGCUCUGGAGAAAGACGCUGAAAAACUUUGAGGUUGAGAGUUUGUUCCAGAAAUAUCACAGUAGGCGUAGCUCAAGGAUCAAAGCUCCAUCUCGUAACACCAUCCAGAAGUUUGUCUCACGCAUGUCAAAUUCUCAUACAUUGUCAUCAUCUAGUACUUCUACAUCUAGUUCAGAAAACAGCAUGAAGGAUGAAGAAGAACAGAUGUGCCCCAUUUGUUUGUUAGGCAUGCUGGAUGAGGAAAGCCUAACUGUGUGUGAAGAUGGCUGCAGGAAUAAAUUACACCACCACUGCAUGUCAAUAUGGGCAGAAGAAUGCAGAAGAAACAGAGAGCCGCUUAUUUGUCCUCUUUGCAGAUCUAAAUGGAGAUCUCAUGAUUUUUAUAGUCAUGAAUUGCCAAGCCCUGUGGAUUCUUCUGUUCUCCGUAUGGUUCAGCAACAAACUCAGCAGCAAUCUACAGCUGGAUCACAGAGAAGAACCCAAGAUAGCAGUUUUAACCUUACUCAUUAUGGAGUCCAGCAGAUCCCUUCUGCUUAUAAAGAUUUAGCUGAGCCAUGGAUUCAGGUAUUUGGGAUGGAGUUAGUUGGCUGUUUGUUUUCCCGGAACUGGAAUAUACGAGAGAUGGCACUUAGACGUCUUUCUCAUGAUGUUAGUGGUGCUCUGUUACUGGCUAAUGGUGAAAGCACAGGAAAUUCUGGAAGUAGCAAUGGAAACAACACAAGUGCUGGAGCUCUGGGAGCAGCUAGUGGGUCAUCUCAGACCAGUAUCUCAGGAGAUGUGGUGGUGGAAUCCUGCUGCAGUGUGCUGUCCAUGGUCUGUGCUGACCCUGUCUACAAAGUGUAUGUUGCUGCUUUAAAAACUUUGAGAGCCAUGCUGGUGUAUACACCCUGUCAUACUUUGGCAGAGAGGACUAAACUACAGCGACUUCUCAAGCCAGUUGUAGAGACGAUACUAGUUAAAUGUGCAGAUGCCAACAGUCGAACAAGUCAGCUUUCAGUCUCAACACUACUGGAGAUGUGUAAAGGCCAAGCAGGCGAACUGGCAGUUGGGAGAGAGAUACUUAAAUCUGGAUCCAUUGGUAUCGGUGGUGUUGAUUAUGUCUUAACUUGUAUUCUGGGAACCCAAACCGAAUCUAGCAACUGGCAAGCGCUACUGGGGCGACUCUGUCUAAUAGACAGGCUCCUAUUGGAAUUUCCUGGUGAAUUUUAUCCCCACAUUGUCUGUGGAGAUGUUCUACAGGCUGAUACUGUAGUAGACAGGUAUAAGAAACUUCUCUCCCUCUUGACUUUCGCCUUGCAGUCAAUUGACAAUUCCCACUCAAUGGUUGGUAAACUAUCGCGGAGAGUGUUUUUGAGUGCAGCAAGAAUGGUGGCAAGAGUGCCCCAUGUUUUUGUAAAGCUGUUAGAAAUGUUGAGUGUGACAAGCUCCACCCAUUAUGCAAGGAUGCGCCGACGUCUGAUGGCAAUAGCAGAUGAAAUGGAAAUUGCAGAAGCCAUCCAGCUAGGUAUGGAAGACAUGCAGUCUGGGGAAUGCCAGCAUGAAGACUUUUUGCAGCCACCUGUACCAGAUAACUCUCCAGAAGCCACAGAAAGUAAUACUCCUAACAAUACUGUCCAGUUAUCAGGGAAAAGUGGAAAAGGUUUAAGUGAUAAAAAACUGAGUGCCAGUCCAGAUGAUGUUCCUGAGAUGCUGGCUGGCCUUGCUGUGGGACUUCCUGUUUCAUUAGUAACCACUGAGCAACCAAAGCCAGCCAUUCAAACAAAAGGAAAAACCUCCAGUCAGUGUUUGAACUCCUCUCCCUCAUCCAGUCAUCCCCAGUCACUAUUCCCAACACUUCUGUCUCCUUCAAAUCCAUCUGUACCAGCUGGCACUGUAACAGAUGUCUCUAAACUCAGAACUCCAGGAUUCGUUCCCUGCAAAAUACCCUCACCUUCUCCUCAAACACAGCGGAAACUUUCUCUCCAGUUUCAAAGAAGCUAUUGUGAAAAUAAAGAAUCAGAGAAGCUCUCUCCAGUUUUUACCCAAGCCAGGCCAUUGCCAUCCAGUCACAUACACAGGCCAAAGCCAUCACGACCCACCCCAGGUGAUGUGAACAAGCAGGGAGAAACCUUAAAAAACAGUAUGUCGCUUGAUCUGAAUGAUAUUUCACAAUGUGAUGGCAAUAGUAGUAGUAGCAGUGCAGUUAUACCAAGUGAAGAGACGGUGUUUACACCAGUAGAUGAAAAAUGUCGAUUGGAUGUUAAUGCAGAGCUCAAUUCCAGUAUUGAGGACCUGCUCGAGGCCUCCAUGCCAACGAGUGAUGGCACAGUUACAUUCAAGUCUGAAGUUGCAGUUCUUUCUCCUGAGCGGGCAGAAAAUGAUGAUACUUACAAAGAUGAUGUAAAUCAUAAUCAGAAAUGCAAAGAAAAGAUGGAAGCCGAAGAGGAGGAAGCUUUAGCUAUUGCUAUGGCAAUGUCAGCGUCUCAAGAUGCCCUGCCAGUAAUUCCCCAGCUACAGGUUGAAAAUGGUGAGGAUGUCUGUGUUUUAGGUGUAUGCUGGUAAAUUGAUUUCAAAUUUAAUUUGCAGACACCAGAAACCCUGCCUGGACAUACCAAAGCAAAACACCAUUACAGAGAAGAUGCAGAAUGGCUUAAAGGUCAGCAAAUAGGUCUUGGAGCUUUCUCUUCCUGUUACCAAGCUCAAGAUGUAGGAACAGGGACAUUAAUGGCUGUAAAACAGGUGACAUAUGUCAGAAACACAUCAUCUGAGCAAGAAGAGGUAGUUGAAGCACUGAGAGAAGAAAUAAGAAUGAUGAGUCAUUUGAACCAUCCUAACAUUAUUCGAAUGUUGGGUGCUACAUGUGAGAAGAGCAACUAUAACCUCUUUAUUGAAUGGAUGGCAGGGGGUUCAGUUGCUCAUUUGUUAAGUAAAUAUGGAGCCUUCAAAGAAUCGGUUAUUAUUAAUUACACAGAACAACUGCUACGUGGCCUUUCUUACCUCCAUGAGAAUCAGAUAAUCCAUAGAGAUGUCAAAGGUGCCAAUUUGCUAAUUGACAGCACAGGUCAUAGAUUAAGAAUUGCUGAUUUUGGAGCUGCAGCCAGGUUGGCAUCAAAAGGAACUGGUGCAGGGGAGUUUCAGGGACAAUUGUUGGGAACUAUUGCAUUUAUGGCACCAGAGGUUCUGAGAGGCCAGCAGUAUGGUAGGAGCUGUGAUGUAUGGAGUGUUGGCUGUGUUGUUAUAGAAAUGGCAUGUGCUAAACCUCCCUGGAAUGCAGAGAAACACUCCAAUCAUCUUGCUCUGAUAUUCAAGAUUGCGAGUGCAACUACGGCUCCAUCAAUCCCUACACAUCUGUCUCCUGGCUUGAAAGAUGUGACUCUUCGAUGUUUAGAACUUCAACCUCAGGACAGACCCCCAUCAAGGGAGCUGCUGAAACACCCCGUCUUCCGUACUACGUGGUAGCUUCUUAUGUACAAGGCUGAUACAUUGAAGAAGAUGCUACUGUAUAUAUAAUAACUGUCUCAUAGUGCAGUUAAGCACAGCAAAUUCUAUUACUCUGUUGGCCUUAAUAACAGAUAUAUCAAGGACUUAAGGCCAGUGGAGGACCCUAUCUAAGUAUGUGAUUGACAAAUCAAGAUCUUUACCUAAGCUCAGUAUGCAAUGUUUCACAACUUGUACAGAGAUUUGUAAACUGUGCCUUUUUCAAACAUCUGGCUCUUUGUGAACACAAAAGCAUUCUUCCUUAAAUCUGCAUGAUUAUUUAGCAGAUAAGUGAUUUUUAUUUUAUUUGGAGCACUUUUUCAGCAAUAUUAGCAGCUGAGGGGCUCAAGACUAUUUUAAUAUAGCAAUCACUGUUCUAUUUUACACCAUGUAGAUGUAAGCAGAGGUUUCUGCAAUUAG
Nestor notabilis (Kea) is the source of this 4513-nucleotide messenger RNA. It is a transcript of the gene MAP3K1, whose product is annotated as mitogen-activated protein kinase kinase kinase 1, E3 ubiquitin protein ligase. The record is from RefSeq and is a predicted model, not a curated record. The transcript is spliced from 19 exons. Gene Ontology annotation, molecular function: ATP binding; protein kinase activity; zinc ion binding. Lineage: Eukaryota; Metazoa; Chordata; Aves; Psittaciformes; Psittacidae. Gene Ontology annotation, biological process: protein phosphorylation.